Messenger RNA from Cantharellus anzutake, 1230 nucleotides. RefSeq lists its product as uncharacterized. The transcript is spliced from 3 exons. The record is from RefSeq and is a predicted model, not a curated record. The coding region runs from base 1 to 1230 and encodes 409 amino acids. Lineage: Eukaryota; Fungi; Basidiomycota; Agaricomycetes; Cantharellales; Hydnaceae.
AUGCUAAUUGACACCGGCAGCGAGCUCAACAUCAUGACAAGUGAGCAAGCUUAUGCUCUAGAACUUCCAGUCGAUCCUACUGGCACCAUGUGGACUCUUCGCGGUGUAUCUGGACACCAAGUCGCCUUAGAAGAUACCCUUCAUGGAAAGGAUAUGAUUCUAGGUCAACCAUGGCUCUUCGGCCACUCUACUAAGAUCGAGUAUAUGCACGAUGUAGGGAUGGUAAUUCAAGUUUGGAAUGAAGGCAAUCGCGAUAGUGGAGCAUCUGUCCGCAUCAAACUUCCGAUUAUGAAUGCCCCACGAAAUGUUUAUCCUGUCCAAGCUCGUCGUUAUGCGAGAGCUGCCACCACCACAUACGACAUUAGUACAGUGAGAUGUGGGUCAGAUCCCCAGACAUCAGAGCCGCCACAAUUCCUGAGCUGCAUUCCUUCGACAUUCACUGCACCACAGACAGAACUUAAAGAGCUAAGGCCUGACGGCCUUGAUCAUGUACUAGCGGACCAUAACAUGGAAGAUCCAGAAGUCCUUAGAGCGCUUAAGAAUGCUUGGAUACCCUCCAAGAUACCCCAUGGUCUGGGAUUCACGGACUAUGUUGAACGGGUCACCCUAGUCAAGGGACUGGGCUUGAACUCAGCUAAGGAAACGUCCACUGAGAUGGAAUGCUUUCCAUUCCCCAUGCGCGAUUCUGCACCGCCGGAGCAAAAGCUUAAAGAGCCAAGGCCUGACGGCCUUGACUAUGUUCUAGAAGGACGGGAAGCAGCCCAUGCUGAGGAUUCAAGAGCUGCUGCAGGUCCCUUGGCAUUGUCUGGGUUGGAUUCCAUGGGAAUUGUCGAGCAUGUCGAUAUCGCUAAGGGAAUGGCUGCAGCACAAGAAUUCCCAUGCAUGCAUCAUGAGCCCGUUGUUGCAGAGUCGUUGCCUGUGACUGCUCAGAACUCAGAGACUGGAUGUACCGUUGUCAAGCCUGAAUCAACGGAGGCAGCAAUGAUAGCUCGCAUUGCGCCGAAGUCUUUCACUGGACUUGAAAUCUGUUUUCUUGCUAACUUCUUGACUGCUCAAGAGAAGCCUGUUGUCCAUGCCGAAGUCACUGAAGUCAUACACCCUCCAGAAGGCUGUCAACGCUCCAGCGGGAGCCAUGAGGAUUCCUUAUGCCAAUCCCAAGAGCUUAGCCCCAACAGUUAUGACAAUCGGGUUGAGAAUCCAGAUCUGGAGUUCCCUCCAAGCCAGCCGUGA